GCGGAAGUGAAAUAGUUUGAUAACCUCGUUCGACUUUGCUAGUUGUGCGCCACAGCCUGCCGCUGUCAGUGUCUGGGUGUUGGACGGAAAACACCAAAUUAUUCAGUAAACGGGGCGCCGAGUCCAGCCGCCCAGCAUGGGCUGCUUCCCUCGUAGUUAUUUCACUGUUUUCUUGUUAUGUUAUUACAUCCAGUUCAUUGGCCGAAAGUAAAUUCUCCUUCGCCACUGGUCUAGCUGUGUGGAUUUGUUUUGCCACAGACGACAAUGGACCGAGUAAAAAGCUCCAUGCAGCAAGUCCCCAACGCUAUCCCCAAAGUGAUCCGACGGACUGGGGGGGGCAACAGUCUGGAGCUGGAGAAGGAAAACUUUGAAAGAGGACAGGCUGUCAGCAUCAAUAAGGCCAUAAACACACAGGAACUUGCUGUCAAAGAAAAGCGAAGGGAGACCUGCAUCCUUGGGACCCAUCAUGAGAAAGGCGCCCACACGUUCUGGGCAGCUGUCAACAGACUUCCUCUCUCCAGCAACGCAGUGCUCUGCUGGAAGUUCUGCCACGUCUUCCACAAGCUGCUGCGAGACGGACAUUCGAAUGUGAUAAAAGACUCCAUGAGGAACAAAGCUGAUUUGACAGAUAUGAGCAGGAUGUGGGGUCACCUGAGCGAAGGCUAUGGAAAGUUGUGCAGCAUCUACCUCAAACUGCUCAUCACCAAAAUGGAGUUUCACAUCAAAAACCCACGUUUUCCAGGCAAUCUGCAGAUGACCAACAGAGAGCUGGACGAGGCAGGAGAAAACGAUGUCAACAACUUUUUCCAGUUGACAGUAGAGAUGUUUGACUACCUGGAGUGUGAGCUCAACCUCUUCCUGGGCGUAUUCAGCUCUCUGGACAUGUCUCGGUCAGUAUCGGUGACGGCAGCGGGUCAGUGUCGUCUCGCACCGCUCAUCCAAGUCAUCCUGGACUGCAGCCACCUCUAUGAUUACACUGUGAAGCUACUGUUUAAGCUGCACUCCUGUGAGUCUCACACACACACACACAUUCUCUCGAUGAUGCAACUAAACAAGCACCAAGUAAAAACAUUCAUCUCAGCUCACAUCCAAAUUACACGUAACAUGCGUUGAAAUGAGCUGGCUUAAAUUCAGUUGUAUCACUUCCUCCAGAACCCUCCUAACUUCCUACGAGCGUCAGCACUGUCGGAGCACAUCAGCCCUGUGGUCGUGAUUCCAACUGAGUCUUCAUCCCCUGAGUCUGAACACAUGACAGAGACAGACGACCUGGUGGACACGGAUGUCACCCAACUGCCGGCUCCUGUAGAGACAAAGUUCGACAACUUGUUUGGAACCUCGGCUGCUGCAGAUCCGUUCAACUUCAACAAUCAGAACGGCAUGCGUAACGAUGACAAAGACCGACUGAUUGAACAGUUGACCAAGGAAAUCCAGUCCUUAAAAGAAGAGCUUGACUCCUUCAGACUAGAGAGUGGCCGUUUGUGUCAGGUGCUCCGGGGGCGUGUUAAUGAGCUCGAAGCGGAACUUGCUGAGCAGAGCCACCUGAGGCUGCAGGCUAUGGGGGAGAGCGAGUUCCUGAAGGCAGAGCUGGACGACCUGAGGAGGGUCAGGGAGGACACGGAAAAAGAGCAGAGGAGCCUGACGGAGAUCGAGAAAAAAGCUCAGGCCAAUGAGCAGCGUUACACCAAACUGAAGGAGAAGUACACAGAGUUGGUUCAGAGCCAUGCAGACCUGCUCAGGAAGAACGCAGAAGUGACGCGGCAGAUAACGGUGGCUCGAUCAGCACAGGAUGAGGUGGAGGCGGUGAGGAAGGAGAUGCAGGAGAAAGUGAAAGCAGCUCAGGAUGCUGCAGGCAGACAGGAGAGGCAGCAGCUGGAGAGUCUACAGGAGCUUCAGAGGGAGCUGGUAUCAAGCCGGGCAGAACUGGACUCCCUAAAAACGACCGCAGCUUCAUCACAGCAGUCAAGUGAAGCGCUCAGCACCGAGCUUGCCGCCAUGCAUUCGGAGAAGGCCGAGCUUGUGAAGUCUUUGUCCAAGGUGGAGGCGGAGCUGGUGGCCCAGGGAGAGGAGCUAGAACGGGCCCAGACCUCACUCACGGCGGAGAGGGAAUGCGGCGUGAAGGCGGCGGAGUUGCUGCAGAAUCAGCUGAACGAGAAGGAGAGCAGAGAACAGGAAUUGGAGAGACAGCUGUUAGCAUCUCGCUGGUCCACUCUGCAGGGAGCGGUGGAAGAGGGGGAGAGGAUCAUCCGAGACUCGCUGGCUCAGAUCGACGACCCUGCACACAUUAGCUGCACCAGCUCUGCAGACUACCUAGCAUCUAGAUGUCGGGCUUCCUUGGACUGUUUGGAUCGUCUGCAGUCAGCUAAAGAGGCCUUCGUGAAGGACGGUGCAGAUGUGUCAGAGCUGCUGCGAGUGCUGACACAGUAUGGUCACAUGGUGGGAGACAGCAUCGUUCAGGGUAGCGCCUCUUCCCACAUGGUGCCUGUGGAGCAGGCUGAUGAUUUGUUGUUGUUGGCUGAUGGUGCUGUCCUCCCCUUGUCCUCGUCAGCUCUGUCGGAGAGCGUGAAGAAGUGCGGUGCGGAGGCGCUGACUCUGCUGGGACGGAUGAAGCAGCGGGACGACCUGGCUGCAGCUGACGGCAGCAAACUGAGGACAGUUCUGGAGGACAUCCUGGCCACUGCUCUGAAACUGCGUCCUCGUGGUCUGGAGCUGCAGCAGGGGGAACUGGGAGAUCUAGUGGAGCAGGAAAUGGCUGCCACGUCUGCUGCUGUGGAAUCAGCUGCUGCUAGGAUAGAGGAAAUGCUUAACAAGUCUCGAGCUGUUGAUACAGGCAUCAAGAUGGAGGUCAACGAAAGGAUCUUGGCCUCGUGCACAGAACUGAUGCAGGCGAUCAAGGAGCUCAUUUUGUCUUCCAAAGACUUGCAGAGGGACAUCGUAGAAAGUGGCAGGGGGGCAGCAUCUACGAAAGAAUUCUAUGCCAAGAACUCCCGCUGGACAGAAGGUCUCAUCUCUGCCUCCAAAGCAGUAGGGUGGGGAGCAACAGUCAUGGUAGAUGCUGCUGAUCUGGUGGUGCAGGGAAAAGGAAAGUUUGAGGAACUGAUGGUGUGCUCACAUGAAAUAGCUGCCAGUACUGCACAACUGGUAGCUGCCUCUAAGGUAAAAGCAGAUAAAGACAGUGCUAACCUGCGGCGCCUCCAGCAGGCCUCCCGGGGCGUCACACAGGCCACUGCUACAGUCGUGGCCUCCACUAAGUCCGGGAAGUCCCAAAUUGAAGAAACAGACACAAUGGACUUCUCUAGCAUGACUCUCACGCAAAUCAAACGACAGGAGAUGGACGCACAGGUCCUGGUUCUGGAGCUGGAGACCCGACUGCAGAAGGAGCGAGAGCGUCUGGGUGAACUGAGGAAGAAGCAUUAUGAGUUGGCAGGAGUAGCAGAGGGUUGGGGCGAGGAGGAGGAGGGCACAGGUUGAGGUCUUUUCCUUACCUCGUCCCCCGUCUUCCACCAUAACACUGACUUCUGCCUUCAGCAUCUUCUUCUCUUGUUUGUAGUAUUUUUUGACGUUUGUUUGUUUGUUUUUUAAGCCAAAUGAUAAGGUGCUUCUUUCCCACACCCGCUUCUUCACCUGUGUCUGGAAGCUUCCAUGUAGGAUGGCAUUAUCAAGAGAUCAGUGGAGGACAGGUUAUCAAAAGCAGGAAGACAAAAAUGGAUGAGGAGACAGUGAUGGAGAAAAUCAGCCCAGUGUUCCCGUCUGUGUCUGGAAACAACGAUGAAGGCGACCCGUUGAGUAUUUAUUGUCCUCCUGGUCUUCAACUUUUUUUUUUUUUUUUAAACCUUCUUUCCUUUUUUUUUUUUUUUUAAAUGAGGAGUCUCGUCAACAAUGAUCAUACGGGCAUAAGAUUCACUUCAAACGUCCCUGGACAAACUGAAGAAGGGACAAACUUUACAAAGAGGGAAAAUCACAUUUAAAGCUCCACUGCUCUUCAUCUGCUGCUUCAGUUGGACCUGCUGCUCCUCCAGUGUCACUUUUUUGUGUUCUAACUGUCAUUUACCAUUUAACCAACAGUCGCGUAGUAGACUUGAUUGAGU
Messenger RNA from Cynoglossus semilaevis (tongue sole), 4085 nucleotides. It is a transcript of the gene hip1, whose product is annotated as huntingtin interacting protein 1. The transcript is spliced from 29 exons. Gene Ontology annotation, biological process: clathrin coat assembly; actin filament organization; endocytosis. Lineage: Eukaryota; Metazoa; Chordata; Actinopteri; Pleuronectiformes; Cynoglossidae. Gene Ontology annotation, molecular function: clathrin light chain binding; phosphatidylinositol-3,5-bisphosphate binding; clathrin-cargo adaptor activity. Gene Ontology annotation, cellular component: clathrin-coated vesicle; presynapse; cortical actin cytoskeleton. The record is from RefSeq and is a predicted model, not a curated record.